AUGCUUUUAGCAACCGGUGGAUACGAGUUCCCAGGCAUCCCAAAGAUCACAGACUUGUACAAGAAGCGACAAUGGCAGCUGGAGCACAUGGCUGGUGCCUUCAGGGUGUUCGCCCGCAAGGGCUUCACCGAGGGAACCAGUGGUCAUAUCUCCGUUCGAGACCCGGUCGAUCCCAACACCUUCUGGAUCAACCCGCUGGGCAAGCACUUUGGCAUGUUGAAGGCCAGCGACAUGGUGCACAUCAAUGAGCAGGGCCAGGUCAUUGGAGGCAACAAAGUCGCUAUCAACGCUGCUGGCUUCGUCAUUCACAGUGCCAUCCACCGGGCCAGACCUGACGUCCAUGCCGCUUGCCACAUGCACUCGGUCGCGGGUAAGGCAUGGUCGGCAUUCGGCAAGCCAGUGGACAUUAUCAACCAGGAUUCGUGCUUGUUCUACGGCACUCAGGCAGUCUAUAAUGAUUUUGGAGGCGUCGUUAUAGGCGAGGAGGAAGGUCAGAGGCUUGUUGAGGCGCUCGGAAAGACUGGCCGAGUCAUCUUCCUGCAGAACCACGGCCUUCUAACCACUGGCGGCACUGUCGAUGAAGCAGCAUACCUGUUCACUGCACUUGAACGCACCUGCGAAGUGCAGCUGAUGGUCGAAGCCGCGGGCUUAGAAAAGAAGAUCAUCAGUAACGAGGCUGCCGAGUUCACAGCGAGAAUCAAUGCCGAUCCAGAAACGCUGUACACAGAAUUUCAACCUGAUUUCGAGUACGAAAUAUGGAAGUCGAAGGGGGAGUUGAGCAAAGGAGAAUUAUGA
Molecule: messenger RNA, 795 nt
Organism: Microdochium trichocladiopsis
Lineage: Eukaryota; Fungi; Ascomycota; Sordariomycetes; Xylariales; Microdochiaceae
Product: class II aldolase/adducin N-terminal
Exons: 3
Coding region: 1-795 (264 amino acids)
Cellular component (GO): cytoskeleton
Molecular function (GO): actin filament binding
Source: RefSeq, a predicted model, not a curated record